Messenger RNA from Penicillium longicatenatum, 330 nucleotides. RefSeq names its product DUF3759 domain-containing protein. The record is from RefSeq and is a predicted model, not a curated record. NCBI's taxonomy places the organism in Eukaryota, Fungi, Ascomycota, Eurotiomycetes, Eurotiales, Aspergillaceae. The coding region runs from base 1 to 330 and encodes 109 amino acids. The transcript has 3 exons.
AUGGGUUGGUUCAGCGGCGACUCCGAGCAGGCUUCCCACCACCAGCAGUGGAACAACUCUGAGCCCCGUGAGCACGAGGCCAGCUUCACCCACGAGCUGCUCGCCGGUGCCGCCAGCUACGAGGCCGCUAAGGCCUACGAGGAGCACGAGGCGCGCGAGGGCAAGCCCCCUAGCCACGAGAAGGCCAAGGAGAUCAUGGCCGGCAUUGCUGGUGCCUUCAUCGACCGUGAGGUCGAGUCCAAGGGUCUUGACUUCGUCGACCGUGAGAAGGUUAAGUACCAGGCUCGCCAGCACAUCGACAAUGCUCCUGGUGGCCGUGACGGCUGGUAA